AUGAAGAAAGGUGCUCCUUUUAAUUGGGAUCAAACAUAUAGCGAUGCCUUUAAAAGUAUCAAAUCGUAUCUAGCGAAACCUUUGGUUUUGGCAGCCCCUAUACCUGGAAAGCCAUUGAUACUCUACAUUGCGGCACAAGAAAGGUCUGUUGGAGCCCUGCUAGCUCAAAAGAAUAGUGAAGGCAAAGAAAACUCUCUUUAUUACUUAAGUAGAACGAUGACACCGAAUGAGCUGAACUAUUUGCCAUUUGAAAAGUUGUGCUUGGCACUUGUCUUCUCAAUUCAAAAGAUGAAGCAUUAUUUUCAAGCGCAUGUUGUCCGCCUCAUUUCUAGAGCAAAUCCCAUCAAGUUUGUUAUGUCAAAACCUGUCCUUAGUGAUCGACUAGCAAGAUGCUGUGAAGGGACAAACAUUAGCGGAUUUCUUGGCAGACCAUCUGAUACCCGAGAUUGGGAAUUAACCGAUGAUCUUCCUGAUAAAGAUGCGAUGUCUAUUGAAAUUCAACCUCCUUGGAAAAUGUUCUUUGAUGGGGCUGCACAUCGUGGCGGAGCUAGCGCUGGCGUAGUGUUCAUCACUUCGCAAGAAGAGAUUCUACCAUUCUCCUUUACUUUGAAGCAAUGUUGCUCUAAUAAUGUCGCUGGAUACCAAGCGUUGAUACUUGGACUUGAGAUGGCCGUCGACAUGAAGCAAUUACACUUACAAGUCUUUGGUGACUCUCAGUUGGUGAUCAACCAACUCUUGGGAAAUUAUGAGGUGAAGAAGCCCGAAUUGCGUCCUUGUCAUGACUAUGCUCAAAAGUUGAUAGGAUGGCUUGGAGAUGUAACCCUUCAACAUGUGCGUAGAACGGAAAAUAAGAAAGCUUAUGCAUUGGCUGUCCUGGCUUCAACACUAACCCUCCCUGAUCAAACACAAGUUACUAUUUGUCAAAAAUGGAUAGUACCACCGCCACAUAAGGAAAAAUAUAUAGAAAAUGAGCUUGAGCAUAUCGUUGCCGUUUCUGAAGCCGUAAAUGAAGAUUGGAGACAACCCAUUAUUGACUACAUGUGUUAUUGGAUACUUCCAGAAAAUCCAAGGAGAAGGACUGACAUUCAUCGUCGUGCACCUCGCUUCCUUUACUACAAGGACACAUUAUAUAGAAGAUCAUUUGAGGGUGUACUAUUACGAUGUUUGGGAGAGGAAGAAGCAAUUCAAGCUCUGCAAGAAGCACACUUAGGAGUAUGUGGAUCACAUCAAUUUGGACCGAAACUCCACUUUCACAUAAAGAGAUGGGGCAUUAUUGGCUAA
Messenger RNA from Solanum verrucosum, 1281 nucleotides. RefSeq lists its product as uncharacterized. The record is from RefSeq and is a predicted model, not a curated record. NCBI's taxonomy places the organism in Eukaryota, Viridiplantae, Streptophyta, Magnoliopsida, Solanales, Solanaceae. The transcript is spliced from 2 exons. Gene Ontology annotation, molecular function: RNA-DNA hybrid ribonuclease activity; nucleic acid binding. The coding region runs from base 1 to 1281 and encodes 426 amino acids.